AUGCCCUCCCUCCACCUCCAACCUCUCCAGCUCUCAGACUUCGACACCCUAAUCUCCCAUGCUCUUUCCGGCAUCCCAGGCGAAGACCUUGUCGGUCCUCCAACACCAAUAUGCUGCCCCGUCACCACGCAAGAAGAAGCUUCCGCCCGCCUUACCUUCCACUUCGCCAAACAGCGCGCCCGCUUUCUGGGCGACCCAACAGUGCGGUACAUGAAAGUCGUUGAGCGCGACUCUACCAGCGAAGACGGCGAAAACAUCAUUAGCAUUGCGCGCUGGCACUUCUACGCCGCAGGCUACUCCUUCACCCGCGACAUCCACUGGGAAACGCACAACAGCCCGGAACCCUCCACUAUCCCCAAAGACUUCAAUGUCGCACUGCACAAUCACAUCCUCCGCACUCGCGACGCAGCGCGGAGCGGAUGGAUGAAGGUUCACGAGCCGUGCUGGGUGCUGAUGCAUAUGGUGACGCAUCCUGCGCACCGUGGGAAGGGUGCGGCGGGCAUUUUGAUCAAGUGGGGGAUUGAGCAGGCAGAGAAGGAUAGAGUGCCGGCAUAUCUGGAGGCGGGGGUUAUGGGGAGGCCGAUUUAUGAGAGGUAUGGGUUUGUGCAGGUUGGGGAGCUGUUGGAAGUGGAUUUGAAGCAAGGGGGAGGCGAGGGCGUGUUUGUGAUGUGUAAGAUGGGGUAUUUCCCAAGAAAAGGAGGGGAGGGGCCUUAA
Messenger RNA from Didymosphaeria variabile, 714 nucleotides. RefSeq lists its product as uncharacterized. The transcript has a single exon. Gene Ontology annotation, molecular function: acyltransferase activity, transferring groups other than amino-acyl groups. The record is from RefSeq and is a predicted model, not a curated record. The coding region runs from base 1 to 714 and encodes 237 amino acids. NCBI's taxonomy places the organism in Eukaryota, Fungi, Ascomycota, Dothideomycetes, Pleosporales, Didymosphaeriaceae.